Aspergillus aculeatinus CBS 121060 is the source of this 434-nucleotide messenger RNA. RefSeq lists its product as uncharacterized. The record is from RefSeq and is a predicted model, not a curated record. Bases 83 to 331 code for a protein of 82 amino acids. NCBI's taxonomy places the organism in Eukaryota, Fungi, Ascomycota, Eurotiomycetes, Eurotiales, Aspergillaceae. The transcript has a single exon.
GACCUACGAUACUGGAAGCUGUGGACAGUCAAGUAGUGUGGGAAUUGACGGUGGGUCUGCGGUACGGAGUAGCGUACGGAGCAUGACCGUUCCGUCGAUUUCCCAUUUCAACUACAGUAAUUACCGUGUGGUCUGGGGAGGCGUUUUUAGCGAUCAGCCCGUGAGCGUGCGGAAAGCCCUACGUGGGACGGUUCCCAAGCCCAGUGAUGCCUUGCUGCAACUCCACAAGCAACGUCGAGUCAGACGGCGCGCGCUGCCAUCCUGGUCGGUCCUUUAUCAGAUUCGGCCCUUGUUCGCGCUGUGCUACUGCACAGCACACGGGAAAUGCUAACCGGUUUGGCCUUCCCCCAGUGCUCCUGGCCCUCAAUUCCUUCGUGGUGAAGAGCUAGUUCUCGACACGUGUCAUGCUUACCUGCACUUUCGUACAGGCAUCA